AUGGUGGCCUACGGGCAGGCAGCUGGGGGCCGCUCCUGGGCCAGCGCCGCGGCGGGCGGCAAGGCCAAGGGCAGCUGGAGAUACUGGGUCUGCUCCAGCGGCGUGUGCAGGGAGUGGAACUGGUGCUCGCUCUGGAAGUGCCGCGGCUGCGACCGUGUGGCCCCGCCGUGGGUCAAGGCAGCCCAGCCGCCCGCGGCUGCCGCCGGCCAGGAGCCGCCCGUCGCCGACGCCGAGGGCUUCGUCGUCCAGCCCCGUGGGAGGAAGGCGAGGCGCCAGGCCAAGCGCACGGCUGCCCGCGCGGCAAGCGCUGGGGCCGCCAGCCAGGCAGGAGUCGGCGAGGCCAGCAGCGGGCAGCAGUCGGCCGUCGAGCAGCACCGCCUGGAGGUCAAGCGCAUCGAGGACUUCCUCGCGGCCCCUGGCGGGUCCAUCGACGAGGGGUGCCUGCAGUCGCUGCGCGCGGCCAUCGACCGAGAGCGGCGCCUGCCGAGGCAGGGGCGGGCCAAGGAGCAGGCGCUGCUCAAAGCUGAGGAGGCCCACGCGGCAGCCAUCGGAGAACGUGAGGCGGCCAUCGCGCGCGAGGCCGCAUGUGCAGAGGCGGUCGAGGAGUGCCGUGCUGCUCUCGAGGCUCACCGCGAGGAUCAGAGGGCCGCAGAGGCCAGACAGGCCAAGGAGGUCGGCGCGGCCUUCGUCGGCACGGACCUGCUCGGGAUGGUCCACGGCCUCAUCCAGCAGGUCGAGGCCUUGCCCCAGGGCUUCGCCGCGGGCAAUGGGGAGGCCGCCUUCGCCGAGGUCGCCAAGCAGAUUGCUGCGGUCCGCAGGACGCGGCCGAGCGCGGCCAAGCAGCGCGCCGAGGAGAGGCGCACGGAGCGCGGCCCUCAGCCCAGCCGCUGGCUAGGGACCUGGCCAACGCUGGGGCAGCCCUCCUCGACGACCAGCCGCUGGCUACUGCUGCUGGUGGCCAUGCUGAUGUUGGUCGGCGUCGGGUUUGACGUCGACUCGGCAGGCCAGUGGUCGGUUGACAGCAGAAGGGUCAGACGGCGCCUGAGCGAGCAGGCCGCUGGCGAGCGGGUGGGGGAGUCCAUUGACGGGCGCAGCGCAGCCAAGGUGCCAAGUGACAAGAGGAACGGCUCCCUGGGGCCAGGGCAUGAGGCGGUGGCGACGGGCCAGCCUGGCCCGAACGCUACGUCGGGCGGCGUCGCGAUCCUGGUGAGGGCUGGACCCCAGGCCGAGGAGUCAGCAUGCCAGCUCCCUGCGGCCCUGCGCCACCGCCUCAUCGGUGUCGAGGUGACGGCGCCGUCGGGCCUCCGUCUCCUGGCCUUGGCUGGGUACUUCCAGCACUCCUUGGGCCCGCGGGGGAUCAACCUCGACCUCUUCUCCUCGGUCUCGGACCUCGUGGCAUUCUCGCUCGACUUGCCCUGGGUCCUCCAGGCGGGUUUCAACAUGGAGCCCGAGCCCCUGCAGGAGCUGGGCUGGCCUGCAGCGGUUCGCGGUCAGCACGUCUACGACUGGUUCGUCGCCUCGUCCGACCUGGCCACGUGCACGGUGUCCUGCGCGACCACGCUCAACGACUUCGGGCUGCACCCGCACUCUCCAGUGCUGCUGCGCCUCCAAGACGCCAGGUGCGAUGCCCUGGUCGAGGUGCCCUCCCGUCCUGCUCGGUUCCCAGAAGUGGAGGUCAAGGGCGUGUGCUCCCGCGAGGACGCCGUGGUCCAGGCCUUCACUGUCGGCAAGCGCGGGAAGGUGUCGCAGAAGGAUGUAGCUUGGUCGUGGGCUCAAGGUUCGUGCCCGACCAGCCUCUCUGCUGCUUUCGGCGAGUGGAUCGAGGCGGCGGAGGGUACCCUCACGGGCAUCCACGAGAUUGCGCCAGGCGACCUGCCACGCUACCUUGGGCGAGCGGCAGGGCCCAAGACCAGGCGCAUGCCCUUCAGCGCGAGGCUUCGCGCAGAGCAGGCCAGCAGGUGGCACCCGACCCACUCCUGGUGGUAUGAGCAGCAGGCUGCGGCGAGGGCGAAGCUCCUGGACGAGGCGACCCAGGGGGAGGCUUGCCUUCGGAGCGCGCCCCUCCCCGGGGCGUCCGACGUGAAAUGGGGGGACCUCGCCUUCCACGCGGGGGUGAAGGGCUGCCCCACGGGGAUCGCCAAGCUACAGUCGUGGCUCCUGGCGUCCCAGAGGCGCGAUGCCGCAGAAGGAGCUGCCGCUUGGCGCAGUUGGGCCCAGACGGCGGUGGAGAAAGGAGGCCGCCUGGCCCGCCGCUUCUCCAAGGCGGCUCCCGCGCCUCUAGUCAGGGACGCCGACACAGGGAGGCCCCUCGUCGGCAUGGACGCCGUUGACCAGCUCACGCGCACGUGGCAACGGCUCUGGCUUCAGGAAGGCUUCUCCAGCGGAGUCGGAGCCCACCAGUGGGAUGUUGGAUCCUGGACGCUGCCGCCCAUCACCCUGGAGGCAUUGCAGCAGGCAUGCCAGCGCUACGGCCCGUCUGUGGGGCUGGGCUGCGACAACCUGCACCCUCGCCAGCUUCUCCUGCUGCCAGUGGCGCUGCAGCUUCGCCUGAUCGACAUCCUCACGGCGUUCGAGGACGAGCCUUCCUCGAUCAGGGGACAGGUGACGCUCAUGGUGUUUAUUCUUAAAGCCGACGGAGGGACCAAGCCCAUCGCGCUGCUCCCGCUGGCCUUGCGGCUGUGGUCUCGCCUGAGGAAGCCGCGCUGUGCCCGAUGGGGGUCCGACCACAGCUUCUCCUUCUUCUGGGGUCGCGAUGGCAGUGAUUGCGAAAGAGCGGGUUGGAUCCACAACUGCUUCGCGGGCUUCGCGAUGGCCUCCCCGCACUUCGAGGUGGCCAGCCUGUUCCUGGACAUCCGCAAGUUCUACGAGCACGUGCGCCACGACGUCCUCUGGACGUCAGCCCAGCGCUUCGGCUUCAACCUGAAGCUGCUGCGCGGCCCCCUCGCCAUCUACCAGGCCCCGCGGAUCGUGCUGGCAGGUGGCAUGGCUUCGGCCCCCUUUGAGGCCAGUGGCGCAGUGCUGGCGGGCUGCGCGUGUGCGACGGCUGUUGCGAAGCUUCCCCUUCUGGGAGGCCUCCUCGCUGCUGGGGCUCAUCGGCCUCUUGCCACCCUGCGCAAUUUGGUGGACGACGUCUCGCUCCAAGCUGUCGGCUCGGCGAGGCUGGUCGUGGACCAGCUCGCGGGGGCCAGCGGGGAGGUGCUGCGACACCUGCGGGCCCACCACCUCCCGCUCAACGAGGGCAAGUCGGUUUUCCUGGCCUCGUCUGCACAGGUUGCGGACGGCCUCGUCGCCAGCUGGGCCGCCCUCGGCUUCGAGGUCAAGCGUGGCUCCCAGGCCCGCAACUCGGGCACCGACGCCAACGUGACCCGCAGAGGGGUCCAUGAGGGAGGUGCCCGCGCUGUGGGAGGCCUUCCCCGCGCCAGGCGGCUGAGAAUCCUGGGCUCGGCGGGGGCCGCGGUGGUGCACAUUCACCGCGCUGGCCCUACCGCCGCCAUGCUGUGGGGCAGGACGGUCACUGGGGUGCCGGACGGCGAGCUUCACUCCUGGCGCCUGGCGGCUGCGCGCUCGGCAGGGAAGCUUCCCAAUGGCGCCUCCCUUGGGCUGAGGCUCACGGCGAUCGAGGUGCAGCGCUCCACCGACCUGGACCUGAGCCCAGCCCUGGUGCGCGCCGCUGUGCAGGUGGCAGCCAGCCUCCUUCAGACGGGCGAGGUGCCCCUGAGGAUGUUCGCGACCUGCCUGGAGGAGGCCGAGCGCAGGCACGGCAGCGCCAGGGUGCCCUGGGUGAACUGCAAGAACCCAGUCGACGCCCUGGCCCUCUCUCUGUUGCGGGUUGGGUGGCGCCUCUCGGCUGGGCACUUCCUCCACGCCGAUGACGGCCACACCUUGGACAUGCUAAUCAUGGGCCCCCGCGAGCUCGGGCUGCUGGCUGCGGCAGACGCGCUCGGCCAGGUCAUCGGGCCGCGCGGCAGGUUCAGCAGCGGGGAGAAGGCCGCGGUGGUGAGCCACGUGUCCAACGCCCACUGGCCCCAGACUCGCCUCUUCGCGGCUGGAGAGCGGGGCCGCCCUCGAUGCUGCGCCUGCGGCGAAGUGCGUGGCAGCCUCUGGCACAGGCUCUUCGAGUGCCAAGCCCUGGCCGCUGAGAGGAGGGACUCGGUGCCAGCCCGCCUCCACCGCUGCGCCACUAGAGUGAGGCAGCGAGGUGAGGAAGCGGGGGGGUGCUUCUCCAGGUGCUGGCUGCCGCAGCCCCCGCAGACGGCCUGGAGGUCGGACGCUAUGGCAGUCAUGUGGGUGAACAGGCCUGCCGACGGGCUGCUAGGCGGCCGCCUCUUCCUCGACGGCUCGGCGCUCGACCCUGAGUUCGAGUGCAUUCGCAGGGCUGGCUCGAGUAUCGUGCAGCGCGACGAGUUCGGUAACUUGGAGGCGGCAGUGUACAGCACGGUCCGCCUCGACCUGUGCCCCUUCCAGACGGCGAAGGACGGCGAGGACUCCGCGGUCUGCAUGCUGAGCCGCUACCUCGGGCCCUCGAUCAUCGAGAUCAACAUCGACUGCGCGUCCACAGUCAGCUGCUUGAAGCUUGGCAAGAAGUAUGCGACGGCUGCCAACAAGCCCAAUGCACACCUGUGGUCGGCCGUCUACGCCUCGCUGGACGUCGACUCGCUCAUUGUGAACAAGGUGGCGGCCCACUGCACCGAUAUCGAUGUUCGCGAGGGCAGGAUCUCGGAGUUUCAGUUGCCUGGGAACGGCCACGCCGACAGGUUGGCGAAGGCGGGGGCGGCCCUCCACAGGGUCAGCGCGGCGGCCAGGCGGGAGUUCUUCGGCGCGAUGGAGGUCGUGAGAGAGCUCCCCAGUUGGAUCGAGCAGGCCUCGAUCGUCUGGCAGGACAGGGGCUCCAAGGACUGCGAGGGCCUUCCUGAGGGCGACGAGCGGAGGACUGCGGUCACCUUCGCGGUCCCGCUGGAGGAGUGUGCUGACGGCCCGCGGGCGGCCCCCGCGAACGGAUUGGGCGCCCCGCCCGCCGCCGUGGGGGCCCGCGGGGAACAGGCUGGCGGCCGCCCCGCCGCUGUCGGCGCCUGGGCUCCGGCAGCGCGCGACGGAGGAGUAGCGCUGGGCGCCCUGGUCUUCGCCGUCGCGGGGCACGCCCUCGCGUGCGCCAGGUGCGGUGAGGACGGCGACCAGCAGGAGAUCAUUGCGCGCACCAGGUGCGGAGCGUAUGCGAGGCUUGGCGCACGCCCUGGCCCGCAGCCCACGCUCAGGGAGCGCUGUCCUGGCUCAACGGGCCUCCCCAGGUCGCUGCGGGACCAGAAGUCGCGGUGGGGGCGUGGCCUCCACCCUGGGGGCACGCCACACGCCCGCGACGCGCGGAGGAAGGGGGCGGAGGCCCCCCGCCUUCGCAAGGAGGCUGAGGUACCACUGGGCGCCAGGGUGCGCUUCCUGCAGCGGCUCGGGGUCCAGCCUGAUGCCCCAGCAGGAGUCGAGGGCAACGCCUCGGCGGCAGACGCUGCUCGGGGCGGCGCUGGCGCUGCGGCCUCCUCCUCGUCAGAGCUGCCCGCUGGGGCUGGCGUCGCCGCGGCAGGAGCGGGAUCGCGGCAGGCCUGGCUGGAUGCUUACGGCCUCGACGAGGAGAGCCUGCUGAGCUGGGCUGAGGAGGCCGGCGAGGAAGAGGCGCAGAGAUGA
This is a messenger RNA of Prorocentrum cordatum, 5673 nucleotides long. Lineage: Eukaryota; Dinophyceae; Prorocentrales; Prorocentraceae. The record is from the annotation of a GenBank genome assembly.